Molecule: messenger RNA, 6316 nt
Organism: Cuculus canorus (common cuckoo)
Lineage: Eukaryota; Metazoa; Chordata; Aves; Cuculiformes; Cuculidae
Gene: ACVR2A
Product: activin A receptor type 2A
Exons: 12
Coding region: 420-1985 (521 amino acids)
Biological process (GO): activin receptor signaling pathway; protein phosphorylation; cellular response to growth factor stimulus
Cellular component (GO): activin receptor complex; plasma membrane
Molecular function (GO): activin receptor activity; activin binding; ATP binding
Source: RefSeq, a predicted model, not a curated record
UCCACCAGGGAUGCUUCUCGGAGCUCGGUGUGGAAAAGCAAAGUUGGAGUGUGCUCAGAGACUUCGUCCUGUCUAGCGGCUUCACUGGUGACUCUCGUUUUUUUAAAGUGGAUUCGUAGCAUACUUUUAUGAAUUAAAUUUUGCCACCGUUUGUACAGAAGCCAAAUCACACGUGUGUUUUGAAACACGGUUCCAAAUAGAUCCAUCCCUCAACACGGAUUCUCGCUAGGAAGAGCCGGAGGGAGAACGCUCAGUGUCUGAAAGAGACCUGAUUUUACUGUUUUACGGACAUUAUCUGCUGCAGAAAUGUUGCUGUAGGUUGCUUUAUAGCGGUUCAGCAAGAAGGGAGAUUUUCCAGCUUGCAGGACCGAGGAAACUGGAUGCUUAAAGUCACUUAAAUGUUUUAACAGCAUUGGAAAAUGGGAGCUGCUACUAAGUUGGCGUUCGCUGUUUUUCUUAUCUCUUGUUCUUCAGGUGCCAUACUCGGCAGAUCAGAAACGCAAGAGUGCAUCUACUACAACGCUAACUGGGAAAAGGAUAAAACAAAUCGCAGUGGUAUUGAACCUUGUUAUGGUGAUAAAGACAAAAGACGACACUGUUUCGCUACGUGGAAGAAUAUUUCUGGAUCAAUUGAAAUUGUGAAGCAAGGUUGCUGGCUCGAUGACAUCAAUUGUUAUGACAGGAAUGAUUGCAUAGAGAAGAAAGACAGCCCUGAAGUGUUUUUCUGUUGUUGCGAAGGCAACAUGUGCAAUGAACGCUUCUUCUAUUUUCCAGAAAUGGAGGUCACGCAGCCCACUUCCAAUCCUGUUACACCGAAGCCACCUCUGUUCAAUACCUUGCUAUAUUCAUUGGUGCCUAUAAUGGGAAUUGCAGUGAUUGUGCUCUUUUCAUUUUGGAUGUACAGACACCACAAGCUCGCGUAUCCUCCAGUACUUGUUCCAACCCAACACGCCUUUCAUAUAAUGAUUGAGGAUCCUGGACCACCACCACCCUCCCCGUUGAUGGGUCUGAAGCCAUUGCAGUUACUGGAGAUCAAGGCCAGGGGAAGGUUUGGUUGUGUGUGGAAAGCCCAGCUGCUGAAUGAGUAUGUUGCGGUCAAAAUAUUCCCUAUCCAGGACAAACAGUCGUGGCAGAACGAGUAUGAGAUCUACAGCUUACCUGGAAUGAAGCACGACAACAUUCUGCAGUUCAUUGGGGCAGAGAAGCGGGGCACCAGCAUCGACGUCGAUCUCUGGUUAAUCACUGCCUUUCAUGAGAAGGGUUCAUUAACGGACUUCCUCAAGGCUAACGUGGUUUCUUGGAAUGAGCUGUGUCACAUCGCUCAGACAAUGGCCAGAGGCUUAGCUUACCUUCACGAGGACAUCCCAGGGCUGAAGGAUGGACACAAACCUGCCAUCUCCCACAGAGACAUCAAAAGCAAGAACGUGCUGCUGAAGAACAACCUAACAGCCUGCAUUGCUGAUUUCGGUCUAGCUUUAAAGUUUGAGGCUGGAAAGUCUGCGGGAGAUACACACGGACAGGUCGGCACGCGAAGGUACAUGGCUCCUGAGGUACUAGAAGGUGCUAUCAACUUCCAAAGGGAUGCGUUUUUGAGGAUAGAUAUGUACGCCAUGGGAUUGGUCCUCUGGGAGCUGGCGUCACGCUGUACUGCCUCAGAUGGCCCAGUAGAUGAGUACAUGUUGCCAUUUGAAGAAGAAAUUGGGCAGCAUCCCUCCCUCGAAGACAUGCAGGAAGUCGUGGUUCAUAAAAAGAAGAGACCCGUUUUACGAGAGUGCUGGCAGAAACACGCUGGAAUGGCGAUGCUUUGUGAAACAAUAGAGGAGUGUUGGGAUCACGACGCGGAGGCCAGGUUGUCCGCGGGCUGCGUAGAAGAACGGAUUAUUCAGAUGCAAAAACUAACUAACAUUAUAACGACAGAGGACAUUGUGACGGUGGUCACGAUGGUGACAAACGUUGACUUUCCUCCCAAAGAAUCCAGUCUAUGAUAGUUGCACUGGUCACGUCACUGACUGCCAGGACUCUUCACUGGAGCUGCUAACGCGCACGGGACUGCUGACGGCAUUACUGGUUCCGCCUGGACAGGACGGUAAGUCUCUGGAACAUCAGCAAGAGGUGUUUCUCCUUUAUUUCCCCCUCCUGAAUGUUGGAUCCGUGAGACUUUUUGCAUUCCCUGCUGCCACCUGAAGACUGAGACCCGACUCGGUGCUGUCGAGGAGCUGAAAUGCAGAACACGGACCUGCGGUGGCUAACGCGGCGUUUUAAAAACUGACAGCAGAUUUGUUAAUCCCCGUCGGAAAAGACUAAUUCCUUACAUGAACUACUGGUAUUUUUUUUAAAUCAAAACAUUUCAUUUCAGAUUUAAAAAGACAAAAAAAGGGUAACUUUUGUUUUUAUUGCAUUUGCCGUUGUUUAUAAAGAUGACUAUUGUAAUGCCAAUAUGACACAGCUUGUGAAUGUUCAGUGUGCUGCUGUUCGGUGUACAUAAACAAAAGUAAUCGAGUGGGAUCUAGCAAAGAGGCUUCCAAGUAUUACCUAACCUCCCUCAACAAGGAUACCUCAGCUCCACCUCUCCUAAAUUAUGAGAUUGACAACACUAAUUGGAAUAAUAAAUCGAUCCGUGUUUUGUAAAUGAUGUAUUUCAAAGUCACUGUGUUAUUUAAGAAGGGUAAGCUAUGCUUCAUGCCAACCGUCGACGGCCGUUCCCAAAGCAGUGUUUUUAGCCUUUUCUUGUACCAGCUUGUUGUGUAUAAAACAAAAAGUGUUUAUGGAAACAUUUCCCCUCCCGUUUUAGUUUAAAGCUUUCCUCUUCCCUCCAUUCCCCAGAAUCUGUCAUCCAUUUAUUUAACGGGAUACUAUUUAGGUUUGCUGUGUCUGAGGAGUAUUUGAAACCUUACGCAUGACUUUGUUUAAUUUUCUGUGAGCUGUGACACUGGAAAGCUCUGAAUCCUUGUUCUUUUUUUGUUAAAGGCGUCUUUUUUUCCUAUUUAUGUUUGUGAAGAGGUCCGCCUCGCCCGUUUCUGUUUCACUGCGCAGUGGGCUCUGCGUCACUGCUUCAGGAUCACCUCAGGAAGCUCAGUUACUCCCGAUUCCUCAUUUCUCUGCUUCGAGAUUCGCAGCCUCCUGCUCAAAGCUCGGUGCCAGCCCACCCGCAGCACAACGCGAUGACGUGGGUCCAUCCCAGAGUCGGAUGGAAAAUUCCAGCCGUGAUUUCAGAUGAUCAAUGCUUUUCCAAAUUUCAGGGAUAAUUCAGUUAUGCUUACAACGUAAAAUAUGCAAUGAUGAAUUAGAGGUAACGAAUACCGGUGUCCGCAGUGGACUCCCCAGAAGUGAGGGAAAACGUGGGAAUUGCUUUCACAACUCCAACUCUCUUAGACGUCAGGAAGUCCAUGCCUUAGAGUGAGAUCACAGGUAGGCAGGAGCCGAAGCACUGCUCGGAAGUACUGCUUCACUCAGUUUAUUCAACCCCUUCACAGAAACUUCCAAGUAAAAUAGAUUCUCUCACCCUCUGGAGUGUGGAACGGACACAGCUCAUGGAGCGCAGUGGGUCACGGUGCUAUGUUUGCUUUUUUCACACCAUGCACUCGGUGUCUUUGAAGGAAGCUUUUAGCGUUGCAGUUCGCAGCUCAGCGCGAGUGUUCUCUUUCAACUGUGUGGGAUUAACCUCUGGGAACAAUGGGAGACUCUGCAGAUCAGAGUCCUGGGUCAGUGCUCCUGGCAGGCGUGGGAGGAAAGGCCCGGUGUCCAUCACGUUGGAGCCCAAGGUUUCAGGUCCCCACUGCUGAGGCCCUGCCGAGGCCCUUAGUGCUGUGGGGCGCAACUCGUGGUGUUCAGCUCGGCUGUACAAAGAAAAACAUCUCCCUCAUGGCCACUCUUUUGAUUGACACUGUCGUCUUGCUUCCAUUUGUAAUGUAUGGAUGUUGUUUUGUGCAAACAUCGGGACAGGAACGCAGCUGCCGAGUGCUGAACAAACAGGAGUGCGUUUGCACUUUGCUGAAGGCCUCUGUGCUCCCAGGGAGUUUUUAGCCCCUUUGCUAGCAAAAACGGAGUGAGGGCGGAUGAGUUCCUAGUGCAUCACUUGGGAUCUGGUCCCAGGAUGGGAUGUGUGGCACCAUGCAGCACCGCUGUGCUGUUAUGCUGAACUCCAGCACCACGAUCCUGCCCCGUGUCCCUGGCCCUCACGGUGGGAGAGCCCAGAGAACUCCCUUCGGAUUUUAAAGCUGCCUUUGGGGAUCUCUGAUUGUUUUAAUACAGUUCCCUCUUUUUUUUAACAGUGUAAUUUAGUGUCACCAUGGAAAGGACGUUCAGAGUCUCGGUGCCAUUUAAUUGGUAAUGAUCGUACCCCGAGCUGCUCCGUACAACCGUUCUCACAGGGCAUUCCUGUGCCGGUGUCUGUUUUCCCUCUGGAGCAGUCACUGCAGGAGUGUUGCCACCUGAGCCCGUGGCACUGCGAGGGCAGCGCUCGGUGACAUUGGUGAAAUAUCGUGGUGGUUCUUGCUAGCAGGCAGCGAGCAGUGUCCGUGGCGAUGUGAUCCCAGCUCGGAGGGGCUCCCUGCUCUGCGGUUUGUGAGGAGCAGCGAAGCACUGGCUCCUCACGUUCCACACCAUUUCCUGCAGGGAUGGCUGCACAUUGGCCACAGGAUGGAUGCGUGAGCCCUGCUUUAGUGUUUACAUGGCAUUAGAGUGCACGAAGUUUCCGCAUCCCCUCCCGUGUGCUUCCACGGGCCGUGGGGUUCCCAAGCAGGGACAGUGCCUCGCAGGUGCUGGAGUUGUGAACUUGCGCUGUUGGUCCUGGUGGGCUCUGAAACUGCACCCGAGGAGUGAAAUCUGUCGGAGGUUUUAGGAAGCUGGUGUCACUUCCCAAAUACCCGCUUUCAGAGCGCUGAACCUUAACCUGGUGCUACCACCACCUCUCCCAUUCAGACUGGCGCUCGAUGGAAUAAGUAGGGGCACCCAUUUGCUCUCUUUCCAGCUUCUCUUUCUUAAUGCAUUCACUUCUCUUGCCAACACCCGGUACGAAGUGCCGAAAGCUGCAGCGUGUGUUCACGGGCAAAGUGAUUCCAGUAGCAUCCUUGACGGAACAUCAUUUACCUCAGAUACUUAACCAGCAGUACUUUGUUUUUUUUCCCCCCUUCAUUUUCUGGUUUUAUGCCCUUCCAGCCCAUUUCUCUUUGUUACCUCUCACGGUUCGGUAAGCAAUUCCUUUGACGUCACUCUCUGUCUCUGUCAGUGUUGGGCACAGGUUGCUGUACUACUGUCCAAGGGUACCCGCUGCUUUCCUGCGAGUACCGAAAACAAACCAACCCCCCCUCACCCUGAAUCAAGUGAUUGUUAAAUAUUGUACAAAUACAAAUGUAUACGCGCUCCCCUCGCCCCGAAAACGUUACAAUAAAAAAUGUGACUACUCUGACUGCCGUCUGCCUCUUUGGGGCUGGUGACACCAGGAGCAGGGAGCGGUGCUUUUCUGCCACCGCUGCUGCGAUUCAAAAGCUGCAGGCAAGGUUUGUAGCUGCAAAACGAGAAGGGAAAGACCUCUUGGUUUGAAUUUGGCAGGGAGCAAAGGCAGAACACGUAGGUCCAGCAAUUCUGCUGGUAAGCUCUGUUCUCCUGUCCUUCCGUGUCGCCAAGGGACAUGUCCCAGAGCUGCACCUGUAACCAAGGCACUCCUCCGCCUCGUGCCACUGGCUGCUGCCCCCAUGGGAAGGUUCCAGGGGUGUUUAAGUAAUUCCACACCAAUAUUCCUGUUCUGGGGACCGGCUGAGGCCCAGGGCUGGCUGUUCCUCUCCCUGGCCAGGCAAAGCCCCCCUUCCACUGCAGCUGUAGGUGGGAGGAGAGCAGGCCUGUCCUGCAGGAGUGGUGGCUGCUUGGUGGCCUUUCCCUGCCCCGAGUGCGGUGGGGCUCCCCGCAAGGGGAGAGGAGUGCGCUCCUGCUCCACACGCACUCCCCGGACACAGUAACUCGGGCCUUUCACUUGAACAGCUGCAGCCCCAACUUCUCACCCUGCAGCGAGAACUCUGCAGAGCUGACGGCAGCUCUGAGAUGGCGAGAGCAGCAUUCCCUGUGCAGGGAGAUGUUUCCCCUGCUCUCUGCUGGGAUAAACCACGCCUCAAGCACUGCCCCUUCCUGCAGAGGGCACAGCUGGAGAACCUGGACAGAAGGUGGGUUGUACUCUGCUCUGAAAACCCCUGCCCAGCUGAAGCUCACCGGGAUUAAAGGUUUCAUGGGGUAAAUGUUCUAUGUCAAGUCAAAUUUGAAGAAAAAGUACACAAAGUCUGAGCUUUAACCUGCCUUAGAGAUGGAUCCGUGAUCUGAACUUACU